Molecule: messenger RNA, 567 nt
Organism: Chaetomium globosum CBS 148.51
Lineage: Eukaryota; Fungi; Ascomycota; Sordariomycetes; Sordariales; Chaetomiaceae
Exons: 3
Coding region: 1-567 (188 amino acids)
Source: RefSeq, a predicted model, not a curated record
AUGUGGUUGAGCAGGAGAGGUUUGGUUGGCUUGCUCGAGGCGAGAAGCUCGUCCGCUGCAGGUCUUCAUUGGAAAAGAGGAGAGCAGCAACAGCGGGCAGGGAAGCGAUGCCACUGCCAAUGGCUGGCUGACGCUGGCUUCGUCGACAUCAAGGAGGAGGCCAUCCGGUUACCCCUCAGCGGCUGGCCUGCAGAGGCACCCGGUCAAGACCUUGGCUGGUGGUUCAACCUUGGCGUCCAACGAGCCUGUCAACCACUCAGUUCGGCGCCCUUGAUUCGAGGUCAUAGCUGGGCCCUGGAUGAAAUCCCUGGCCUCUGGCUCGCCAGAGAUCCCCGCAACAUGGUCCCCUACAGCGUAGCGCUUCGAGCCCGUAUACUCCUCCUUUUACGGCACCCUUCGGGAACCCGAUAUCCUCUGGGACGUCCUCGAACCCGAAUCCGACCCGACCACGCGGCCGGCCACCAUCGUCGGCUACGAGCUCGCCAGCCAGGGCCAGUACCGGACGCCGUGGAAAAGACAGAUGGGCCAGCAAUUGCCGCAGAGGGUCGAAUCAAAACGCGGAGCUGA